UCAUGAUCUUGAGCCGUCUUCAAUAAUCGUAACAGUUUUUCCCGGCGCGCUGCCUGCUACAAACGCGCGAAUUAAAAUGUUGUUGUUUAAUAUUUUGGGGAUUUUAACACUUUUGACUGCAGGAUCAUGUCGAAUGAUCGACAUAAUGCCAAAACCGAAGACCCUGGGGAAACAAUUAUUUUUGAGUAGACAUGUUGUGACAGAAUCAAGUGAAUUUGAUGGAGGAGUGCUGGUUAACGAAGAAGGAAUAAUAGAUGCGGUGCUCAAGCGAGAUAUGAUCAAUUCGAUUCUGUCACAGAACCUUAAUGAAUUGAAGAUAAUCGACGGUGGUGAGUUAGCGUUAAUGGCCGGCGUGGUGGACUCCCACGUCCAUAUCAACGAGCCGGGCCGCAACUCCUGGGAGGGGUUCGUGACGGCCACUCAAGCGGCUGCCGUGGGGGGCAUCACCACUAUCAUCGAUAUGCCGCUAAACUCUAUACCGCCUACAACUACUCUGGAUAAUUUGAGGAGUAAGGUUUCUAUAGCUCAAGGGGAGGUAUUUAUUGAUGUCGGAUUUUGGGGAGGAGUGGUUCCCGGUAAUGAAAUAGAGCUUCAUGACCUGAUCAGAGCAGGAGUGGUUGGUUUUAAGUGUUUCUUGACUGAUAGCGGAGUGUUAGAGUUUCCGGAAGUUACAGCCACGGAUUUGAAAAAAGUUUUCACAGUUCUGAAUGGAACAGGGACAGUUUUAGCUUUUCACGCGGAGGUGACUAAUAAUAGUCGGAGUAACAAUGUAUGCAAUAAAGGUGGUUGUUCAGACCCAACUCUGUUCACUACGUACAUGGCUACACAUCCCGAAGAUAUGGAACUGGAAGCUGUUAAGCUAAUCACAUCAUUUUUACCACAUACAGACGUCCAUGUCCAUAUAGUCCACGUAUCGGCCGAAGGUGUGGUGCCCAUACUAGAGCAGGCCAGGGAAGAACGGUUGAAAUCUGGUUUCAAGGGCUGGAGGGGAGGUAUUACUGCCGAGACCUGUAACCACUACCUGACCCUCAGCUCUGAGCAAAUUCCACCUGGGCACUCCGAGUUCAAAUGCUCGCCUCCUAUCAGAAACAAUACAAACAAGCAAAAACUUUGGGAACAUAUAAGAAAGGGAAGAUUAGAUUUAGUGGUGUCCGACCACUCUCCUAGUGUCGAGGAUCUCAAAGGAACAAAUUUUUUGACUGCAUGGGGCGGCAUAUCAUCACUUCAAUUUGAUCUUCCAUUAUUUUGGACGGAGGCCAAGGCCCGGGGCUACUCGUUGAGCACAGUGAGCCAUUACCUAUCUGCCGGGCCUGCCAGGCUCGUAGGCCUCCAAGACCGCAAAGGCGCGCUGCGGCCUGGCCUUGAUGCUGACCUCAUCUUCUUCGACCCCAACGGCUCUUUCAUAGUCACGCCUGAAGUCAUUCGUUAUAAAAACAAGAUAAGCCCAUACAUGAACAGAGUUCUAAAUGGAAUAGUGCAUAGAACAUACUUGCGCGGGCAACUAAUCUACUCUGAUGGAGAUUUGGUCGGCAAGGAGGCGCGGGGGCAACUUCUGCUUAGAGAGGCCUAUGAAUUACCAAAAAAUGAAACCAAACAUGAAGAGACGAUUGUCCUAGAAAUGGAUCAAAUUCACCAUCUAGAUGAGAAUGAUACCGCCACAAGAAUACUUAAACCACAUAUUUCAAUGCCCAGUAUUAGUGAAACUAUCGCCCAAAUAUCAGCCAAAAAAUCGAAUGCCCAAGAAGAUAAUGGAAAUCACACUAAAGAUAUUCUAAGCAACAUGACAACUUCAAUUGAUAACAAAAUUAAACAUGUAGAUUAUCCGAUCAUCAUGGAGAAUUUUGAAGAUGGGGCAAAUCUAGAGACAAAUAAGACAGCAGUUAAAGCAGAGGAUCAUUUUAAUAACAAAGCGACUAUUCCAAACAAUGGUGCCUUACAGCCUGCAAAACCAAUCGAAACAAUGGAAGUGGAAACUGCUAAAAACUUUAGAGUAAAUAGUGCUACAUGUAUUACAAGCAAUUUGUUAAUGUUCUUUAUUACUGUUGGAGUUGUUACAAAGUAUAUUAUGUAGGUAAAUUAUGUACCUAUUCAUCUUAGUAGACAUUGUAUGAAACGUAGGCAAGAGUUAAGU
Ostrinia furnacalis (Asian corn borer) is the source of this 2131-nucleotide messenger RNA. Its product is annotated as allantoinase-like. Gene Ontology annotation, biological process: purine nucleobase catabolic process; allantoin catabolic process. The transcript is spliced from 12 exons. Bases 77 to 2071 code for a protein of 664 amino acids. Gene Ontology annotation, molecular function: allantoinase activity; cobalt ion binding; zinc ion binding. Gene Ontology annotation, cellular component: cytoplasm. NCBI's taxonomy places the organism in Eukaryota, Metazoa, Arthropoda, Insecta, Lepidoptera, Crambidae. The record is from RefSeq and is a predicted model, not a curated record.